AAACUAUAGAUCAGAUCCGUUUCUCUAGUUUUGUUGUGUGUGUUUUUUUCCCUUCUUAACUCCUCGACUCACUUCUCUCGUAGCAACGACGUCGUCGUCGUCGCCUGGAAUCAGCGGAGCCCAAAGAACCAAUUCCAAUUUUUGACCAGAUAUAGUCCGUUGUGAAUCAAAAACAUUACGCUGCAAGAAGCGAAAAAAAAAAAAAGCCUAGAAAGAAAAGGAGGAAUAAGAGAAAGAAAAAAGUUCCCUUUAGUAUCACAAACGGGUGCCCCUAUUUUUGCUCCUUUCGUGUGUUUAUAGUCAACGACUUUUCCUCUUUUCUUCCUCCAUCGUUUUUCUUCUUGUUUAAAUUUUUUGUCUUCGUAUUCUCUCCUCUUUCUCAUGUUCACUGGUGGUUAUUCCACUUUCUACUUCAAUUCAGUCCGUGAUGAGGAUGUAAAAAGCAAAACAACCAAAACAAAAAAAGCGUAACCAACAACAAAAAACAAAAACCCCCAACAAGAACCUGUUAAUGAGAACAGCCAUUGGUUAUUGUUCUCACGAUGUCAGAUGCAAAUGCGAUUUCCCACGAGUGUCCGUUUCACGUCCCCUCCCGCACAACUAGGUUAGUAGUGUAUGAAAAAAUGUAGCGGCGGCUGGAAGGCCACAAAUCUUUACUCUCUCAGCACACAUCGUGGAAGAAUAACAACAACAAGAAAAAGUAGUUAUUUGUUGUUGUGGGUUGGUGGUUGCCUUAUUUACCGUUUGUUUUUUGCCUUCAGUUGUUGGGGGUCUCUUCCGUUGGCGGUGUGAAGAAGAGGUCAACUUGGUUAAAAGAAAGCUUUUUACUACGAAGUGUCAACAAAACACAACACACUGUUCUAGUGUGUUGUGUUUUGUCGUCACCAACUUCACAUUUACUCCUGGACUAUCUAUCGAUUAUCGCCCUCAUUACUAUUAAAAUCCUACUGAAAAUAAUAAUAAUAAUAAUCAACGGCUGUCUUGUAUAAAAGCUCAGAAAACUUGUUAAUGACAUGGAAUAUUUAAUUAAUCUGCCGUUAGCAUGAAUGAAAAAGACCAUAUGAACACCAGCCAGUAUUUUUCAACUCCUAUUCAUACCUCACUCAAAUAUAACAUCUACAUUCAACUUUGGAGUACUGGAAUAUGAUAUUAAACAUCUUUAAAAAAUGCAGAGUAACACAGAUUUGAUGGAAGAAAGUUUUCAUAACAGCUUCUUGUAUGCUUUUGGGAACAGUACCGAACCUGGAGCUCAGUUGAUGUAUACGAGUUCCAAUCAUGGACUGCCGGGGUCUGUUUGUACAUCAGAGGCUGGAUACAUUGUAUAUACCACUGCAGCGCCAGGGAUGGAGUCUGUCACAGACUCCUCUGGAUUGCUGCCACAACCUCACUUGCAGGAAGUAAACACAGAACACAUUGACAAUCACUUGGUACAUCCAAGGACAACUUUAAUAAAUGGACGUAUGGCUCAAAACGGAUUUGAUAAUCCGAUGGACUUAUCAAAUGGUAAAGUAGUUCAAGUUAUUGACAUGAAAAAAGAGGAUUCUCGAACACAAUACGAACACAAUCAAGCAGCUACGAAUUACCAUCACAAUGGUGUGACGGUUGGCAUACCAGAAUCUCAACAUGAGGCAUCUGAGCACUUAAUGCCAGCUGGGUCACUAACACCACCUGACAAAAUAAGUGGCGACUCGAUUUCUAUGGCAAACAUCCGUCCACUUGGCAUCAGUACGCUAACCAAUACAAUCAAGACCCCACCAAGUCCAAUGCCUACUCCAUCUCCACCAAUCAAUAGGAUUACAGGUGAUAUUGAUCAUUCAGACUCAAGGAUUACUCACCCGUUUUCUCGCAGUCAUUGGACUACGGAUGUUCUGGAGAACCGCCAUGUAGGUCAAUAUCAAGACCAAAGAUUAACGAGGGAAGCUAUGAGAAAAUAUCUACGAGACCGUGGAGACCAGGUAUUGGUCAUAUUACAUGCCAAAGUUGCCCAAAAGUCAUAUGGAAAUGAAAAAAGAUUUUUCUGUCCUCCUCCUUGUAUAUACUUGUUUAAUAAUGGUUGGAAGCGGAAAAAAGAGCAGUUAGAAAGAGAUGGUGCCACAGAACAAGAAUCCUUGGUAUGUGCAUUCAUGGGUAUCGGAAACUCGGAUCAGGAUAUGGUUCAGCUGAAUUUAGAAGGAAAGAAUUAUUGUGCUGCUAAAACUUUGUAUAUAUCUGAUUCUGAUAAACGAAAGCAUUUUAUGUUGUCUGUGAAGAUGUUUUAUGGCAAUAGUCAAGACAUAGGUAUGUUCAACAGCAAAAGAAUCAAAGUGAUAUCAAAACCUUCAAAAAAGAAACAGUCUUUAAAGAAUGCAGAUUUAUGCAUUGCUUCCGGUACCAAAGUGGCUCUGUUCAACCGUCUUCGAUCACAGACCGUCAGCACACGAUACCUCCAUGUAGAAGAUGGCAAUUUUCAUGCCAGUUCUACGCAGUGGGGGGCAUUUACAAUACACCUCUUGGAUGACAAUGAAAGUGAAUCAGAGGAAUUUACUGUUCGAGAUGGUUACAUCCACUAUGGCUCCACCAUCAAACUAGUGUGUUCUGUCACCGGAAUGGCUCUUCCGAGAUUGAUAAUUCGUAAAGUAGACAAGCAGACUGCAUUACUUGAUGCAGAUGACCCAGUGUCUCAGCUGCACAAAUGUGCAUUUUACAUGAAAGAUACGGAGAGGAUGUACCUCUGUCUUUCUCAGGAGAGAAUUAUCCAGUUCCAGGCCACACCAUGUCCAAAAGAACCAAAUAAGGAAAUGAUAAAUGACGGUGCCUCUUGGACAAUAAUAAGCACAGAUAAAGCAGAGUAUACAUUCUUUGAAGGUAUGGGCCCUGUUAAGGCCACUGUUACCCCCGUACCAGUCGUCAGUAGCUUACAUCUAAAUGGUGGUGGAGAUGUUGCCAUGCUGGAAUUGACUGGAGAGAACUUCACGCCAAUCCUCAAAGUAUGGUUUGGUGAUGUAGAAGCUGAAACAAUGUACAGAUGUGAAGAAAGCAUGUUAUGUGUAGUUCCUGAUAUUUCUGCAUUCCGUGCUGGUUGGCGAUGGGUACGGCAACCACUUCAGGUUCCUGUGACUCUGGUUCGAAACGAUGGCAUCAUUUACGCAACAGGCCUGACGUUCACGUAUACCCCAGAACCUGGCCCACGCCAGCACUGCAACACCGUCGACCGUGUCCUCCGUGCCAACCCUGAUCCACCUCCCCCCUCGUCUGUGAACUACUCUGCUGCUCCAAUGUAGCCAAUUAUAAGGGUGGGGUAGUGGGGCCGGUGGGGAUGGAGUGUGGUUUGUUAUUCUCCUUCUGUAAAAUUCAAUAUCAUCGUCAUCAUCAUCAUCAAUGUCGUUGUCAUCAUCAUUAUUAUCAUUAACGAUCAUCCUUGUCAUAAUUAUUGUCAUCGCAACAGUGAUAGGGAGGGACAUUCUAAACUGACUGGAAACUUACCUCAUCUUUCGUUAUGAGCACAGAAUAAGGACUGCCAAGGCAGAAGAUAACCCCCCAGGGUUUGGAUUAGGGUGAGAGGCAGUAGUAGUGGUGGUGGUGGUCGUAGUAAUUGCUGCUGUGCAUCAAUAUAUGUUAUAGCCAUGACACUUGAAUGUAUAUUAUGUAUAUAUAUAUAUAUAUAUAUACAUACACUCUGUUAAUUAUAUACAUACUUACACAAAAACAUGUAUGUAGUACAUACUAUCUCUUUUUUGUAUGUGUGAGUUUGUGCGUGUGUAUACACAUACAUACAUCUUUACACACACAACAUGCAUAUGCAAAUAAUGUUAACAAACCAGUAAUUUAUUAAUUAGAUUAGCUCUCAAGAAUACAUUAAAUAUGCAAAUCAGUCAAUCCGAGUUAAUUAAGGCCUUGAUAUUAGCAAUUUAGUAUCUGUUUAAA
This is a messenger RNA of Octopus sinensis (East Asian common octopus), 3903 nucleotides long. Its product is annotated as recombining binding protein suppressor of hairless. Gene Ontology annotation, cellular component: MAML1-RBP-Jkappa- ICN1 complex; nucleus. Gene Ontology annotation, biological process: regulation of transcription by RNA polymerase II; Notch signaling pathway. The transcript has 16 exons. The coding region runs from base 1167 to 3260 and encodes 697 amino acids. Gene Ontology annotation, molecular function: DNA-binding transcription activator activity, RNA polymerase II-specific; RNA polymerase II cis-regulatory region sequence-specific DNA binding. The record is from RefSeq and is a predicted model, not a curated record. NCBI's taxonomy places the organism in Eukaryota, Metazoa, Mollusca, Cephalopoda, Octopoda, Octopodidae.